Messenger RNA from Leptonychotes weddellii (Weddell seal), 829 nucleotides. Lineage: Eukaryota; Metazoa; Chordata; Mammalia; Carnivora; Phocidae. The record is from RefSeq and is a predicted model, not a curated record.
UGAAACUGUCAGGUUGCUGCCAAGGUAGCCGCGGUACCGCUGUUGUUUCGCCGGCGGGGAGGCAGGCAUCCGGGUUUGUGGAGAGGCGCGACGUUUAUGCAGAAUGUCAUCAGAUGAAGAGAAAGGCUCGCUUCCUGUUAUACAGAAUGACUCUGACCAGGCCAGUUCUGUGUCUUCAGAUCUUCAGGAAGAGUAUGAAGAACUGCUUCGUUAUGCUAUCGUGACUCCAAACGUUGAGUCAGGUGCUUCACAGCCGUAUCAUUCUAGGGGAGAGGUGGGACCAGAUGUGAGGGUUCCUACUGUAAUUGAUGAUAUUCUUCAUAAUCAAGCAGGAAAUAGCCCUGUAGUAAGAGAAACAAAGAUGGAAGUUGGAAAAGGAUGUGAUUUAAAUAUUUCAAGUCAUUCAAAGACAGAUGGGUCAUCGCCAGUGUCGUCACCGAGGAAGCCCUCACACCCAGUCAUGGAUUUCUUCAGUUCUAACCUCUUAGGUGACUCUUCCUCACCAGCAUCUAUUUCUAGUCAUGCAGACGUCCAUGAAAUCGUUGUGAGCGAUUUUCUUGUUUCGGAUGAAAACCUUCAGAAGAUGGAAAACGUACUGGAUCUUUGGAGUUCAGGGCUUAAGACAAACAUCAUAUCUGAACUAAGCAAAUGGAGACUUAAUUUUAUUGACUGGCACCGAAUGGAAAUGAAAAAAGAGAAAGAAAAACAUGCAGCACACUUAAAACAACUGUGCAACCAGAUCAACAGCUUAAAGGAGCUGCAAAAAGCCUAUGAAGUUUCCAUCGGGAGAAAAGAUGAGGUCUUCACUUUUAAAUGUCUUUUUAAGUGA